GGCAGUGGGGAGUUGUUGCUGGAGACGCCGCCGCCGCCGCCGCCUGAGCUCCGGCGAUCGCUGCUGACGCGCGUCGGGAGAGGGUCGGGCCGCUGCCCCCCGCCACCGCGGCUUGGAGGCGCCGGCAGAGGAUCGGGCCCGAGCUCCCCGCAAACAAGUUUGCAAAGGGGAGCGGGAGCAGCCGCAGCCGCCUGAGCUGUGUGUGUGCGCGCGGGGAGGAGGCGCUGCUCCUGCGGGCUGGGUGAGGUGCUCUGCCAAGAGGAUUUGCUUUGCUGCGUCUGUCCCGGCUUCUGGGAGAGGAAAUUCAGCCAGGGAUUAAUUGGCACCUUGCCAGGGGAUUAUUUCCCAUCACCCGUGCCUCCAAAUGUAUGUGGAAAUGCGGGCUGAGCUCACGGCAGCACAAUGCACGACCACGUAGGGAUCUUAGGGAAGCCACCUUGCGAUGGUCCAGAGAGUCUAAUUCCUCUGCAGCUUUGGUGAUGGAGCUGAAGGUCUGGGUCGAUGGUAUCCAGCGGGUUGUGUGUGGCGUCUCAGAUCAGACCACAUGCCAGGAGGUUGUCAUAGCAUUGGCACGGGCCAUUGGCCAGACAGGAAGGUACAUUCUCAUCCAGAAGCUGCGAGAGAAGGAGAGGCAGCUUCUACCUCAUGAAUGCCCUCUGGAGUCGCUGGCCAAGUGUGGACAGUAUGCCAAUGACGUGCAGUUCAUAUUGCAGCGGACGGGCCCUAGCCUGGCCGAGCGCCCUUCCUCUGACAGUGCCCCCCAGGCUCCCGAGAGGACAUUCAUCCGGGCCAGCCUUCCCAUCAAACCCAGGCUGGUCAGCACAGAGGUGCCUAGGUCCCGGGAACCUAAAAAGUCUAUGACCUUUAACUUGGGCCCUAUGGGCUCCAGCGAUCGGCUUGCCAAGAGCAAGCUGAGACUGCACAAGAGGGACAGUGUAGACUCGAAGGACAGCACCAGUCGCAGCCAUCCAUCCAAGGAGGAGCUGUUUAAGACUGUGCUGCACCAGCAGGAGCAGCUGCACUCCUUGGAGGUGCAUGGGGAUUCCCUGGAAACGGACCUCAGGCACUGGGAGCAGGACAGGGGCUCCAGCCAGGAAGACCAGAUCCUUUAUCUGGAGCACCUGAUCAGGCGGAACGAGAUGGAGCUGGGCGAAGAGGAGUUCUGGCAGAGUGAGCUCCACCUGGAGAAGGAGUGCGAGAGGGAGCGGCAGGAGAAGGUGAGGAGCCUGCGGGCCACCAUGGAGGAGUACACCCAGAAAAUCCACGAGCUGACCACCAAGACGGAGGCCCUGGAGAAGGAGAUCCAGUUAGAGAUCACAGAGAGGGCCAGGCGGGCAAAGGAGGCUCCUGCAGAUCUGGAGGACAUGGCUGCCAAAAUGAAAAGGGAUCUGGAAGCCAAGACCAAACAGAGCGCCCAGCUGGAGAGCAGCCUGGAGAGCGUGGGGAAGGCCUUGGAAGAAGCCGAAAGGAAUUUACAGGCCUUCUCCAUCCCAGCACAGACUCUCCUCCUCGACCAAGCGCCAAGCAGUUCCUCGGCCAUCCACGGAACCUUCAGAACCCACUGGUGUCCAGCCUGAACCCCGAGGGUGUGUAUGUUUGAACUGGCCUAAGCCCGGUUGUGCUCCUAAUGCCCUAUCUUGCCAAGCAGCCCUGCAAAAGGUCUAGUCUCCUUGCGACGGUGGCAGCUAUCGCCUGCGCAGAGGAGGCUGUGACCCAACUCUCAGACCGCUCGGUGUUUCUCUCCUGCUCUCUCCUCCUUUCUCUGGUAUUUGAUUGCAAAACGAAUAGCUGCUCUAAAACAGCAAAGGCUUGGUUGUCCUGCAGUGCCUACCGUAAAUCCUUGUGCGUUAGGGCCCUUAAAUAAUAGUUAGCAAGCGGCAACCAGAGCGUGAGGGCUGGGAUGGGGUCUGGCAGCCAUACUGCUUGAAACGAUGGGCUGUGGGGCCAUGGUGGCGUGGCGUGAAAUAAUGCAUUAAAAGCAUCCUGCUGCGUGAUGUCUGCGCUACGAAUAGGUGCCAGUGUGACCAUGAUGCUUAUACCUGGCAGCGUCCCCUUCUCUGCGUCCCACCACUAGGGAGAAGCUCGCUGCCAGAGCAAGCGCUGCAGUUGACUUUGCUCCCGAAGCCAGUGUCUUUGCUGUUCAGCUAAAGGGUCGUCUCUGCUAGUUCAAGCCUGUUAAAAACUCACUGGGUUGGGACGUUGUGUGCUGAGUACUAGGAGCUUCCUCACCAGCAAGCGACAGGCAUUGCUCUGCACAUGCAGGAGCCCAUUUGCCUGCACCCAGACUCCCAUAAUGUAUUGCACUUCCAAAAGGACUCGCAAAUCCCCUGCCCCUGGGCUGGUAGUUGGAGGAGACGUCCCGUGGGAGAUCCCAACAUAGAGCAGUUACAGCUCCCACCUGGAGAGUGUCUCUUGGUUUUUUUGGAUUCUCUGCAGAGAAUCAAGUUAUUGCUGUGCCGGAUCAGUUGGCCUGGUGCAGCAUCCUGCCCCGACCAACGGGGAAAGAGCCACAGCUGCCCCCACCUCCCCAUAAUGCGCUGUCCCCUCUCGCAGGCCAAAGGACUGCUACAAACUCCACCCAUCCAUCUGAGACCUUUUCAGGGCACUUAGCCAAGGGGGUAGAGGUGCCACCGCCCCAUGCCAUCCAUUUCAAAUAAAGCACCUUCCUUCUCAGACCAAGCGGUUGCUUCUGAGUCACUCUCUUUUCUUCACCACUGGCUGUGAUUUUUCAUCCUUCUGCUGCUCUUGCUGGUCCUGGCGGAGGGGAAUGGAGACCUGCAAAGGAGAGGAUUUAGGUCCUGGACCAAAGCUCAUCGAAGUCAACGGGAGGCUUUCCAUUGACCUCAGUGGGCUUUGAACAAAACCCUAUAGGGAUGUGUCUGUUGCCUGAAUUUUCACUGGGUGGUGUUUCUUCCUCGUUCCAGCUGGUUCAUGCUGGAGCGGCAGGGGGUGGGAGAGGGCACGAAGAGGCAUUGCCCAGUUAGUUAUUGGGAGGUAGAAAUUUGUACCUUGGACGAGGGAGAGCUUCAUGUUCUUCCCAGCAGCCCCCUUUGGAACUUGGCAUCUAACCCUACCCAGUCAACUCCAGGAAACCCUGGAGCACUUUCAAAGAGCUGCACAGGGCAUGCCAAACCUGGUGACCCUUUCUUCCCACCCAGUCUAUGGCACUGGAGAGGAAUGACUUUGCACAGAUCUUCUUCAUAACAGCGCUUUUCUAUACCAGGCCAUGGCAUCUCUGCCCCUCCCCCAGAACCAGCUUGGGAACCGUCCAGUUAAUUAUGCUAAUUUAACCUGCACCCUUCUUCUUGGUGCCUGCUCUCUUUAGCAAAAGCAAGUGAAUUGUGCUGAUCUUUUCUUUGGCCCUUUCCCCUCUUUGCUAAACAUUUGCCCUUUUUAACAUCCUAAGAGACAGUGACCAUAACAUUGGGUCAAUAUCAGAACACACAGCAGUGUACACUGUCUUGAGUACUUACAGAUGCUGCAUAACACGAGCAUUUCUCCACGUAGUCCUGUCUCCAGUGGUACAGCAAAGAUCCGCCUGUAAUUCUCCCUUGUAGCAUUUUAAGAGCAUAAACACCAGACCUGGAAUAUUGUAUCUGCUCAUUUCACUAGAGGGAAUCAUCUUGGUGCCUGUAGGUUCAUCUCCACUCCCUUUAGAUUGAAGGAUAUACUUUUAUAUUGCAAAUGUAUGGUUGCAGCAUACAUCUUCCUUUUUUCUUUUCUUCUUAAAAACACUAACCCACCAAAAUGGGGUCACUUAGUUUAUUUUUGUAUGUCUUGCAGUCGUAUCAACAAGGCAGAGCAUCUGGAGGUAGAAAGGCCCAGCCACUGGAGGAGUGAUUUGCCUUGCAAGUGUAACUGUAUAUAAGUAAAACCAUGUUCCAUAUAUAUAUAUUUUUUUUACUCCUUUGUAUCAUGAAUGGAUGUUGAUGGCCAUACGAAGUAUUUUUACAGACUGAUGUGUUUUAAAUAACAACAAAAACAAUUCCACCCCAUUUGGAUGAAAAAGACCUGUUGUAUUUUUUUAAAUGCUUUCUCUAUUUUAAAAACAAAAAAUGAAGAUGCUAAUAUUUCUGGGAAUCCAUGUAGCCCUCAUAAGAUGCCUCAAACGACGAAAGACCCUCGUCGAUAAAGCAAAGGACUGCCUUUGAUGAGGGAUACAAGACUUGUCUGGGCUAAACAAACUCAAAGCAUAUAGUGGGUCUUCUGUGCCAUGCUCUGAUGUUCACUUCCCAGGGGAUAUUAUGUGCUACUGCUGUACAAUGAAGGAGCCGUGGAAGCCAGGACUGUGUCCCAUAUAAGGCACUGUGACGCUCCUGUGGUCGCUCGUGUUAAUACCCAACAUGUGAGGAAAAUGGAUGUUUAUUGGGAAACAUAAGGAACUAUCCAGCUGCCUGGGAGAUGGGGAACUUGGUUGGUGGUCCUGCGGAAGCCAGGUUUGUACGAUCUGGGGGAGAAAUUGUACAACCUGUUGCUCUUUGGACCAGGCAGAAGCAUGACUAGGAGCAUCUGCCUGAUGCUGAACAGAGUCAGCAAAGACUUUCCAGAUGUGGUAUAAUGGGACUGAGGGUCUGAUGAUGAUGUCUUGUGCCAAGUGCAUCAUCUUCCAACAGCGUCAUUUGCAAAGUAGAGAGGAGUUGAGAUGGAAUAGCUGGAGUGACGUCUAGUUCCUAAUGAACCGCAACUCUCAUAUUUGUAUUUACAUGCUGGACCCCUCCUGCUUUCUAAAACACAUUCAGGUCAUUGAAAAAACGGAGGUAAAAAUGUUGAUGAUUGAAUGGCAAACUGGCAUAUGCAUGAAGCUUCCAGUAGGGCUAUCUUUGCUACAGGUAGUUUCACCCUGACUUGGGAUUCAUUGUCCUUCAACCUCCGCCCAUAUAACUCCUCCAGAGAUGUCUGCCUCUCUCUUAUAGCCAGCUCAAUAGGUUGCAUGUCUACCUACCAUGCCCUGUAACUCUGCAGAAGGUCUGUCUACACCUGGUUCCAUAUUGCAGAAGCCCAGUUGUACAUCUAACUGAGCCAGGAUUGGAUUGUAUCCAGAGAGAGCUGUGGUCUGGGAAAAGGAAAGUUGAACACUUGCUCUGUGGGGAGUGUCUUGGCCGUUGUCCCCAAUACUAAAAUGUGAUGUGUAUUAUUGCCAUUAACCAGUAUUUCCAGCCAUUCACCCUUUUCCUAAUGGAAGUACUGAAAAGAGUAGUUCAUUAGUCAGGUAUUUGCCGCUCUCAUUUGUCAAGACAGCUGUCUUGUGCCUGCUCACUGCUUACACUGGCAAACAAGUUUAUUCAGAUGGUGGCUUACUCUCACUUGAGCAUCCCAUGGGUUUUCCGCUGUGGCUGUCACUGCCCUAAUUGGCCUAAAAUACACAGCAGAGAAUCCAAAUGUUCCUCCUUGAAAAGGCUCUGGUUCAGAACCAGGCUGCUGUUCCUGUCAUACAAUAGACAUGAGCUAAAAGGGGAGGAGUAGAUGGGAAACAGCCUCUUGCUGCUAUUCUGCACUUAUUAUGGUAGCAUCUAUAGGCCCCAAUUGAGAUCAGGGUCCCUAGGUGCUGCACCAGGUGUAAGAUGACACAGUUCCUACCCCUAGAAGCUUGCUGCCUGGUCUUUCAUUGUGGGUUCUCUUUACAGUUCCAAAGGAUGGAACCCAAAUAGUCCUUCCUCCUUUUAAAAAAACAAAUACAUUCUAAUGCAUACUGCAUUAGGAACAUUUUUGAUCUAGAUGCGUCCCAAACUAAAGAUGACCAUUGUGUUAUGUUUCUCCUCUCAGGGUGAGCAGCAGGCUGUGUUGCUGGCCAGAGACUUUCAGGAGUAGAGAGAGCAGUUGACUCCAAACAUUCUGUAGUGCUCAUUCAUCAGUUUUUAUAAACCUCUGCUUUCCAGGGCUGAGUAACUGCUUAGCUUUCCCUGACCUGUUUUACUAGGUGUGAAUGGAUACCAUUCAACUUGAAACUCUCCAAUGUGGGGGGAGGAGGAGCAGGGAUGGUCAGAAAAGAGACUGUAAACAGGACAUUGGGAUUAAUAUUCACUCUGAGAUUCAUUGACAGUUCCUCCCAGUUCUAAAAAUCAAGCCGCUUUCUCAAAUCUUACUCAAUGUACAAAUUGGAUAGGGCUGACAGGCAAAAACGUGACGUUUGUCUACACGAAACAGGCUUGAACUGCAAGAGACUGGGAACAGGUGAGCACAUCUUGGGAGUUACUUUUCUCACCAUAAUCCUGUUUGUUAAAGUGUUCUCAAAGCCUCCAUCAGAACAAGCUCUUUAACAAGUGCACGUUAUUGGGUUGUGUGAAAUGGGGAAUGGUGGACACGCUGUCCAACAUUUCAUGAUGAAUGUUUUUACUUGAUGGCCAGUAAAAAAAAAUUCUUUUUAAAAAGAAACGCUCUGUCCUAACAGUUUUUUCCGUAUUUUAAUUGUGAAUUGGAAAUGGACAAGUCUAGGGAAUGGGACUGGACGUACCUAGAGGGCCCCAAAGUCCUGAUUUUUGUUUUACAAAAGUCCUAUCUACAAAAAUGUGACCUGGAUGCUGUGUUCUUUGUAAAAACACUUUCUAUGUAUGAAUGUAUCCUGUGUUCUCAAACAUUGUCCGGUUUAAAUAAACGUACAGAAAGGA
Messenger RNA from Chelonia mydas (Green sea turtle), 6605 nucleotides. It is a transcript of the gene RASSF7, whose product is annotated as Ras association domain family member 7. The record is from RefSeq and is a predicted model, not a curated record. The transcript has 5 exons. Gene Ontology annotation, biological process: signal transduction. NCBI's taxonomy places the organism in Eukaryota, Metazoa, Chordata, Testudines, Cheloniidae. Bases 369 to 1577 code for a protein of 402 amino acids.